AUGCGAACCUCGGAUGUGCCUGGAUAUGAUACUCGAGCACAUGCGGUGUACGAAUGCUUGAAACGAGACUUCGUUGAAAAACAACUCAAGUCAGGAGCUCUCAAUGAUGUAGUCGUGACGCUGAUAUCGAUGAGCAAUACUGCCACUGUCGAGAUUAAUAAGAAAACUCUCGACGACUCGUUGAUUCACGACUUGCAAAGACUAUCCAAACGACAACCAAAGUUGCAUGGAAACUACAUCCCAGCGCUAGACAAGGCGCUGGAAAUAACGAAAGCUGAUGCCGAAAACACGUCGAGUCUUCUGUUCCUUUUCUUUUCGGAUGGGGCACCGAGUGAUCACCAAUUCAUGAAGUGUACUCAUGGUAUUAAUGUCUUCAGCAAAAUAAACCAAAGAAAUGACCGAAGAAAUGACCGUAAAAUGGAACGCACAUCAAGAAAUCAAGCUUGGAAAUGCUUGACGCAAUCCUUCCGGUCGAGGAUCCUUCAACGAGGCAUAGACAUCUUCUGCUUCAUGCGCCGAGAUGUCAGACUCGGCCAAAUGACAUACACGUUCUCUUGA
Messenger RNA from Cylindrotheca closterium, 558 nucleotides. The record is from the annotation of a GenBank genome assembly. NCBI's taxonomy places the organism in Eukaryota, Bacillariophyta, Bacillariophyceae, Bacillariales, Bacillariaceae.